Molecule: messenger RNA, 5240 nt
Organism: Hypanus sabinus (Atlantic stingray)
Lineage: Eukaryota; Metazoa; Chordata; Chondrichthyes; Myliobatiformes; Dasyatidae
Gene: papss2b
Product: 3'-phosphoadenosine 5'-phosphosulfate synthase 2b
Exons: 13
Coding region: 153-2072 (639 amino acids)
Biological process (GO): 3'-phosphoadenosine 5'-phosphosulfate biosynthetic process; sulfate assimilation
Molecular function (GO): ATP binding; adenylylsulfate kinase activity; sulfate adenylyltransferase (ATP) activity
Source: RefSeq, a predicted model, not a curated record
UUUUCUGGGGCUAGGGAGAGGGGAUUGCUACGUGUCUGGGUGACUUAAAAAGCCAUCGUAGCUCCCCUCCCUGCCCAGCCAAUUCCAUCAGGGAAGCCAGAGAAAGUCGGAUCCCGUUUAAGGCGCUUCUGAUUCCGCGGACGCAUCUGAAUAUGUCAGAGAUUUGGAAACCGAGCAUGUGUGUAACCCUCUCACUGGGCUCGUAUACAAACUUGGCUCAUCUGCUAACUCUGCUACAGCCUCAUGACUCAGCGGACAUUCAGAAGUCCACCAAUGUCGUGUAUCAGUCCCAUCACGUUAGUCGAAACAAGAGAGGCCAAGUCGUUGGCACUCGUAGAGGAUUCCGUGGUUGCACUGUCUGGCUAACAGGUUUGUCAGGAGCUGGAAAGACCACCAUUGGGUUUGCACUGGAAGAAUACUUGGUUACCCAUGGCAUUCCUUGUUACUCUCUGGAUGGAGAUAACAUCAGGCAAGGACUAAACAGAAACCUUAGUUUUACAUCUGAGGACCGUGAGGAGAAUAUCCGGCGUAUCGCUGAGGUGGCCAAACUGUUUGCAGAUGCUGGUCUUGUCUGUAUCACUAGUUUCAUCUCUCCAUUUACGAAGGAUCGUGAAAAUGCAAGAAAGAUUCAUGAGAACUCCAACCUUCCGUUUUUUGAAAUCUUUGUUGAUGCUCCUUUAGACAUCUGUGAAAGUCGUGAUGUGAAAGGUCUUUACAAGAGGGCCAGAGCUGGAGAGAUAAAAGGAUUUACUGGAAUCGAUUCAGAAUAUGAGAAGCCUGAAAGUUCCGAGUUGGUGCUGAAAACAAACCUCACAUCUGUGAAUGAAUGCAUCCAACAGCUGGUGGAGCUCUUAGAAGAGAGGGGCAUUGUUCCUCCUGCCGCAAAUGAAGAAGUGAAGGAACUCUUUGUUUUGGAAAACAAGCUGGACAAGGCACAAAAAGCAGCCCAGGUUCUGCCCGCACUGCAGAUAACACAGCUGGAUCUGCAGUGGGUGCAAGUUUUAUCUGAAGGUUGGGCAACUCCCCUCUCAGGCUUCAUGAGGGAAAAGGAAUACCUGCAAGUUUUGCACUUCGGGAUGCUGCUGGACGGUGGAAUCAUCAACCUGACUAUUCCAAUCGUCCUGCCCGUUAGCACGGAAGACAAGGAUCGCCUAGAUGGCAGUUCAGCCUUUGCCCUUGUCUAUUCAGGCCGCAGAGUGGCCAUACUUCAAAAGCCGGAGUUUUAUCAGCACAGGAAAGAGGAGCGUUGUGCCCGGCAGUGGGGAACGACCUGCGAGAAACAUCCCUACAUUAAAAUGGUGAUGGAAAGUGGAGAUUGGCUGGUUGGAGGAGACCUCCAGGUACUGGAAAGAAUUCAGUGGAACGACGGUUUGGAUCAUUAUCGGCUAACUCCCCUGGAACUCAGGCAGAAGUUUAAGGAUAUGAAUGCUGACGCUGUCUUUGCGUUCCAGCUCCGCAACCCCGUUCACAACGGCCACGCCCUAUUGAUGCAGGACACCAAACGCAGACUUCUGGAAAAGGGCUACAAGCGCCCUGUCCUGCUCCUGCACCCGCUUGGUGGCUGGACGAAAGACGACGACGUCCCACUGAGCUGGCGCAUGAAGCAACACGCAGCAGUGCUGGAGGAGGGGGUGUUGGACCCGCAGUCGACCAUUGUUGCCAUCUUCCCAUCACCAAUGAUGUAUGCUGGGCCAACAGAGGUUCAGUGGCACUGCAGGUCCCGUAUGAUUGCUGGGGCCAACUUCUACAUCGUGGGCCGCGAUCCCGCUGGCAUGCCCCACCCCAUUACCAAGAAGGACCUGUACGAACCAACCCACGGAGGGAAGGUACUGAGCAUGGCACCCGGUCUAACCUCUGUUGAGAUCAUACCAUUCAGAGUUGCUGCGUAUGAUAAAGAUAAGAAAUGCAUGGACUUCUAUGACCCAGAGAGAUCGCACAGUUUUGAUUUCAUCUCAGGCACCCGUAUGAGACAACUUGCCCGUGAAAAUAAAAAUCCGCCCGACGGCUUCAUGGCUCCUAAGGCUUGGAGGGUGCUGACUGAAUACUACUCCUCUCAAGAAAAGAACAAUUAAUAUUUUAUUCUGAACAAACACAAAAGGCAUUUCAUGGAAUGCCACACAACAGCUAGCUGUUUCCUUACUUACUGUGUUCUUCCUAAUCUCGUAAUUCAUGCAAUGUUUAAAAUUUUUAUUCAAUUUGAUUUACAUACAUUAACAGUCGAUUUCCAAGUGGCUGAAUGAAGACCUAGCUGGAAAAAUAGGUUCUUUUCAUUCUGAUUUUUAAGUGCUUAUUUAUUCUUUCCUUUAAUGUGUUUAAAUAACUAAAAAAAAACUGGUCUUUUGCUGUAGCCAUUUAUUUCAUUUUACAGGUCAAGUGUAACUGGUAACAUUUUCGGACUUUUUAUACAGAGUUCCUUUUCAAAGUGCUGAUGGCAACACUGUUUUCAAAGUGUUUCCAGUUGGUGGUUUUGCAAAGAAACUAAUUACCUUCAAGACGGGACACGCUUAGUGAAAUCUUGUUUUAAAGCAUCAGAUAUGUCAUAAAGUCCUUUGUAAUUUUGUAUAGAACCUAUGGCAGGUAUAAAUUAUUUUACCCUCGCUUGACAUCACUUACAGAGUUCCUCACUAAUUUCAUCUUUGCCACUUGAAUUAGAUGCUGCAAUGUUUUGAAGUAAUUUUAAACCGAUGUCUUUUCUACCAGCAGCUCAGUAUUUAAUGAUCUGCAAAUUAUACAUCAUCGUUCUGGUUACGGGAAAAGAAAAUUUGUUCUGGUCAUCAGUUUUUUACAAAAGUGUUCAUGCUGUGCUCUUGUAAAGAACUGUCUCCUAAUAACCCCAGCCUCAUUCUCAUUAAAUAUUGACUUUGGAACUGAGAUGAUGAAAAAACAAGGCCGCACUUCAGAACUCUCCUGACAGCGUUUGGUACCUGAAAAAGACAGCUGCAGAAGUUCUAAUAGAUUUUAGACCAUAAGACAUAGGAACAGAAUUAAACCAUUCGGUCUAUUGAAUCUGCUCCACCUUUCAAUCAUAGCUGAUUUAUUUUCCCUUUCAACCCCACUCUGCUACCUUCUACCUGUAAAUCUUGAUACACUUACUAAUAAAAAACCUAUCAAGCUCUGUUUUAAAUAUACCCAAUGACCUCACCUCCAUAGAUGCCUAUAGUAAUGAAUUCCCCAGACCUCUAGCUAAGGAAAUUCCUCCUCGUCUCUGUUCUUAAGGGAUGUCUUUCAGUUCUUAGGCUGUGCCCUCUGCUCCUCGACUUUCACCACUAUAGGAAACAUCCUCACCACAUUCUCUCUGUCCCGGCUUUUGAAUAUUCAAUAGGUUUCAAUGAGAUUCCUCCCUCAUUUUUCUAAAUUCUGGCAAGUACAGGACCAGAGCCGUCAAGCACUAAUCCCGUGUUAACCCUUUCAUUUCUGGAACCAUUAGACCCUGUCUAAUGCCAGCACAUCCUUUCUUAGAUACGAAGCCCAAAGCUGCUCACUAUAUUCCAAAUAUGGUCUGAUCAAUGCCUUAUAAAACCUCAGGAUUUCAUCCUUGCUUUUAUACUCUAGUCCUCUCAAAAUGAAUACUAACAUUGAAUUUGCCUUUCUACUGACUUAUCCUGAAAGUUAAUCUUCGGGAACUUCUACAUGAGGACUCCCAAGUCCUUUUGCAUCUGAACAACUCACUGCAUGACCAUACACUUCCCUAUACUGUGUCCCAUCUGCCACUUCACACAUUCCUAAUCUGUUCUGAAUCGUUCUGCAGCCACCCUGUUACCUCAACACUGCCUGCCCUUCCACCUAUCUUUGCAUCAUCCACAAACAUGGCCCCGAAGCUAUUAAUUUCAUCAUCAAGAUCAUUAACAUGUAACAUGAAAAAUAGUGGGCCAAACAACGCCCUUAUGGAACACCAGCAGCCAACCAGAGAAGCCCCCUUUAUUUCCACUCUUUGCCUUCAGCCAAUCAAAUGUUGAUUAUAUUGUAAUUUUUUUUUGAUACUCAAACACAUUCAAAAGCUAUUAACAUUUAUCCUAAUAACUAGGAAAUGUGAAAGUUAGUAUUUUUUGUCAAAUGGUUAACCAAAAUUGCAUAAAAUUAUAGACAAUUUAAUACAUUUGAGUCAGGCAAAGUAAUAUUUUCUUUGUCCUUCUAAAUCAGUAUCCUACUGUACAGUAACAAAUCCUCUGUUAGUUCUGAGCUGGAGCAGAAGCCCAGAAGCAAUUUUGCCAUUAUCCUGACUUCAGUGUCUCACAGCGAUUACGCACACAUACGUCUGGGACUUUGAUUUAAAUAACUGAAUGUCAGCAGCUUUAAGCAGAGAAACUGACAAAGAGUAGGCACGUAGUCCCAGAGACUUUUUAAGUCUAAUUUUAAUUCACAAGUGACUAAUGCAUUUACUUCACAGUUGUAAAGUUUCCUGCUUUAUAAACCUGUCAUAUUCAACAUAUUCAACUUGUGAUUCUGAGGUAAGCAGAGAUGUUAUUUUUGCCCUCCAGCUUACCUCAAAACAUUGUAUUUGCAUUCACUUUUGGAACAGAGUCACACCAUGCCAAAUGAAACUUUCUCAGCAUGAGUUUAUGUACUUUCAUUAGGACCAGCUGGUUGUUGAAUCCCUGACACACAAGGUUUGCUGUUCAGGUAACCAAAUCUACUCACCAUUCCUCCUCACUCUCCUCAGAUGUGUGGGAGUUAUUACUUGAUAACUAACUAUCGAGCGACAUCCCACUUUGGGAAAGGAAAGCUCAAUGCUGCAAAUCAUUUUCCUUUGAGGUCUCUUGUGGCUGGGCUGUAGGCAACUUUGACAUUGGAUUUGUGCAGGUCCACAAUGAAAAUGUUCCUUUUUGACAAGUGAGAGCAUGACAUGAGAAAGGAAGGGACCACUGGAUGGGAAAUCAAGAAAGAGGAUGAGAAAGGAAGGAUAGGCUGAAUUGCAUGUAUUUGCCGGCAACAGACUUUUCAAUUUUAUGUCAUAAUGAUUAAUGGCUACAACAAAAUGCAAAAUUUUAAAUCUAGGAGAAAGUAUACUUAACUUCUAGAGAACACUGCUUAAAUUUUAAUCAACUGAAUUCAUUAGUGCCUUUCUCACAAAUGACCAGAAAUGUAUAUUUAUUUUCAGAAAUGAGCUGGCUUUUAUACUGUGCCUUAGCCAAUACCUGCCUUCAAUGCAAUUUCUGUAUAUCAUAUUGCUAAAGCUUCAUAUUAAUAUAAUCUUGCGCUGUUCAUAUGAAUAAAUAUUCAAUAAUCAGUGUUGUCUGCAA